AUGGACAGAGAUGAUAGCGUGCUUCGAACCAAAUUCGUGACCAAACUUCUCAACUUGCCCGUACUGUCCAGUGAUGCGUCCCGCGAGGAGCUCCAUGGCGGCAUGUCUACCACAGGUGAUUCAAGCUCCGGUGGAGCUGCUUCUCCACUGACCGCCCGCUCCAUGCGCCUGGAGCGUGUGGCCCAAGCCCUGGCCCACAGCCAAGAGGAGCUGAGGCGCCGUUCGAUUGGCCUCAAUCCCAGUGCCCCGGUGGCGCCCAAUCACAGUGGGGGUCACAUGCCGCUGAGCAGCCACAGUUACGGGCUGUCACCGCUUAGCUCCCGUUACGGCAGCCAGGAGUCGUUGCGCCACUACAACACCAUGGGCUCCAUGUCCAUGCUGCAGACGCCGACCUCCGGCGUGUCCAGGGAUGCGGCAGCUGCUGCUGUGCAGAAGAAAAAGGGCAUCAAGUCCUCGCUGGGAAGGUUCUUCAGCAAAAAGGAGAAGGUCAAAGGCGUGAAGGAUACAUUGCCUGACGGCUCGCCCAGCAUGAUGUCCAUCGGCAACCUGUCGAUCGGACUGAGCGAGGUGGACUCCAACUACGAUGCUAUGAGCAUGACUGGGGGCAUGAUGCCCCGAAUAGCCAGCUCCCAAGGAUCAAAAAUAAGCAGUGUUGACUACGGCAGGCAGAAGAAGGAGCACGACUAUCGCAAUGAUUUGCUGGGCGAGGCUAUGAAGGCGGGCACUCCAUUUGCCCUCUGGAACGGCCCCACCAUCGUGGCCUGGUUGGAGCUGUGGGUGGGCAUGCCCGCCUGGUAUGUGGCCGCCUGUCGGGCCAACGUCAAGUCCGGGGCCAUCAUGAGUGCGCUAAGCGACACGGAAAUUCAGCGGGAAAUCGGCAUCAGCAAUCCCUUGCACCGGCUCCAAGCUGCGCCUGGCCAUUCAGGAAAUGGUUUCACUGACCUCUCCCUCGGCGCCACAAACCUCACGGACAACCUUGGCAUUUGGCGAUAUGAACCAUGAGUGGAUUGGAAACUAUUGGUUGCCUGGUCUGGGCCUGCCACAAUAUCGCACAACCUUCAUGGAGUGUCUGGUCGAUGCCCGCAUGCUGGACCAUCUCACCAAGAAGGAC
Drosophila rhopaloa is the source of this 1111-nucleotide messenger RNA. Its product is annotated as liprin-alpha-1-like. Gene Ontology annotation, biological process: synapse organization. Gene Ontology annotation, molecular function: protein binding. The record is from RefSeq and is a predicted model, not a curated record. Gene Ontology annotation, cellular component: presynaptic active zone. The transcript is spliced from 5 exons. The coding region runs from base 1 to 1002 and encodes 333 amino acids. Lineage: Eukaryota; Metazoa; Arthropoda; Insecta; Diptera; Drosophilidae.